AUGAAUCAAGGGAGUGGAGAUGCAGCUGAGAAGAGGAGUGAGCCGCCACCAUCCAAGAUUGAAGCUUUGGAUGGCUCCAACUAUGAGGAAUGGAGCGGGCGGAUGCGGAGCGCCUUCAAGCGCUACAAGCUGCUGAAAAUUGCAAUGGGAGAGGAGAAGAUGCCGGGGGAAGGAGAUGCCCGCGAUCGGUGGAUUGAGAAGAGCGCGGUGCUGUACGACCUCAUCCUCCAAUCGGUCAACAACGACAUGUUCCAGCACAUCAAGGAUUUGGUGGAGUUGGAUGAUUCCGGACCGAAGGCAUGGAAGCUGCUACGCGACGUGAUUCAGCCCAACACGCUGCCGAUGGUGAUUGUGUUGGAGAAGGAGUUGGCUGCCCUCUCCAUGAAACCGGGAGAUGAUGUGAAACCGGUCCUUGACAAGAUCAAGGACACCUAUGCGAGGAUGGCAGCGGCGGGCAGCGAAGUGUCGCAGAUGCAACAGUGCACCAAGAUCAUCUCGGUGCUCGACAACUCGUGGGACAACCUCAUCCCCACCCUCAACGUUCAGCAGGACAAAUGGACGCCUGAGUGGCUACGGCAGCAGAUUCUGCAGGAGGACUUCCGCAGACGCCACACGGGAGGUGGUGCUGCCAACAAAACUGCUGAGGGGUAUGGAGCUGCAGGAGGCAGCAGAGGAAGAGGGGGAGGGAGAGGCCGAGGCCGUGGGAGAGGUUUUGGCAGAGGGAGAGGCCGAGGUGACUACAAUGAGGGGCAUGGGAGCUCUGGUGGCAGGGGGAGCACCCGAAUGGAGGGUGCGUGCUGGUACUGCAAGAAGGCUGGACACCCGUGGUUCAAGUGUUUCAGCCGGCCUGAGGGAUGGGCCCCUCCAGGCAUGAAGCCGCCAAGUGGUGAACGUGCACGCGGUGGCGCUGUGCAAGGUUCAGGUGCACAAGUUGGGAAGGUUGUGAUGCACCCCCUCACUCACUGGGUGAUCGAUUCAGGUUGCACGAGUCAUAUGACCCCACGGGCAGAUUUGCUUGAUGAGGUAAAACCUCCUGGGAAGAUCAAGUUUGUGGCUGCCGCUUCAGGUGCUUUGCUCCCUGUGAUUGGUGUUGGGAAUGCCAAGGUGAUGGGAGCCAAUGGAGAGCUUGUGGGGCUUGGGAAUGUGCUGUUGGUUGAAGGUUUGUCCGCUAACCUUCUUUCUGUGCGCCGGCUGCAGAAGAGCAAGGCUGAAGUUACCUUCGGCCCAACCAGCUGCCGUGCAAAGCUUGGGAAGUUGCUGCUGUGGAACUUGGAGGAGAAGAGCAGCUGCAUCAAGGACUUGUGGCAGCUGCCCAUCAUCCCUUGGAAGGGGAAACCACCAGCAACGGCAAAGGCAGCGGCAGCGGCUAAAGCAACUGCGGGAGGAGAGGAGACUGCACCAACUGCUGGGGCCCUGGAUGCAGUCAAGAAGGUGCAGCAGCCACAACAGCCACAUGGUGAGGUGCUUGCUGGUGUGGAUGCGACAGCUGCAUGGGCAAAGGCUUCAUCUGGGAGUGGUGAGGCUGAUUGGGAGACGUAG
Closterium sp. Naga37s-1 is the source of this 1539-nucleotide messenger RNA. The record is from the annotation of a GenBank genome assembly. NCBI's taxonomy places the organism in Eukaryota, Viridiplantae, Streptophyta, Zygnematophyceae, Desmidiales, Closteriaceae.